CUGCGGCCCUGCCUGCUGUCCUCGGCCACCGAGUGACCGAACACCGAAGCCGCCGCCUCGGCUUCGGCGGCGGAACAAACCGCGCCUCGCCCCGCCGCCGCCCCAAGCUAGGUCGCGAUGGUAAUUAGGCAAUCAGGAGACCCCGUCUGGCUAGAUGAACUCAAUCGGUCGAAGAAGAGGGGUCUCUCAUUGGAGGAGAAAAGGGAGCAAAUGCUUCAAAUAUUUUACAAGAGUCAAGACUUCUAUCUGCUUAAAGAACUUGAGAAAUUGGGUCCUAAAAGGGGAGUAAUCAGUCAGUCUGUGAAGGAUGUUGUGCAAAGCCUGGUGGAUGAUGAUCUUGUCUUGAAAGACAAAAUAGGGACUUCUGUGUACUUUUGGAGUCUUCCAAGUUGUGCUGGGAACCAGCUGAGGAAUACUUAUAACAAGCUGGAAUCUGAUCUCUCAAACUCUAAAAAGCGUUAUGUGGAGCUUGUUGAACAUAGAGACAACUUGAAAAGAGGCAGGGAAGACUCUGAAGAGAGAGAAUCAGCUCUGGAGGAGCUGAAGGCUGUAGAAGUACACCAUAAGAAGCUCAAGGAAGAACUCGCUGCAUAUGCAGAUAGUGACCCAGCUGCAGUAGAAGCAAUGAAGGAUGCUAUUGAUGUUGCUCAUUCAGCAGCUAAUAGGUGGACAGACAACAUUUUCACUUUGCAACAAUGGUGUUCAACUACAUUUCCACAAGCAAAAGAGCAACUUGAACAUAUGUACAGGGAGCAGCAACAGGCAUCGAGAAAAUGUACCCACUUCUCCUCAUGGCUAAUUUCUCGGAGUACAUACUAACACAUGCUUCUACUUGAGAAAAGAUUGUGGACAUAAAGAAAAGGUGGGGAUAACUGAAGAUUUCGAGUAUCUGCAGUGAUGCUCAACAGCCUGGGAUAUUAAUAUUACGCCGUUGUAUGUAAUCAUCCUUGGCAUAAACUGUUGAAUCCAGUGGACGAACAAAUUGAUCCAUGUUAGUGUUAUGUGAGCAGAGUGUGCAGACAGUAAAUGGUAUUUGCCUCCUAGACGUUUGUUACUGAAUCAGAUACCUAUCAAAUGUUGUCAGCAGAGAAAUGAUUAGCAUCAAGCAGGAUUGUCAUUUUUCCUUUCAGACAAACACAUUCAUGUAAGAGAAUUGCGAUCUGGUGAAGCAUGUCAAAACGUGGAACAAAUGGGGUUUGUGGUAGAAUACCCAGCUCUCUGUUUUUGGCCCUGGCCCGCCUCUCGUAAAUUUGAAUAUUUUCUCCC
Panicum virgatum (switchgrass) is the source of this 1266-nucleotide messenger RNA. RefSeq names its product meiotic nuclear division protein 1 homolog. Gene Ontology annotation, cellular component: nucleus. Gene Ontology annotation, molecular function: double-stranded DNA binding. The record is from RefSeq and is a predicted model, not a curated record. Gene Ontology annotation, biological process: reciprocal meiotic recombination. The transcript is spliced from 12 exons. NCBI's taxonomy places the organism in Eukaryota, Viridiplantae, Streptophyta, Magnoliopsida, Poales, Poaceae. The coding region runs from base 118 to 819 and encodes 233 amino acids.